ACGGGCGCGGAGACGCUUCUGGAAGCAGCAUCGCGAUGGCUGCGCAAGGAGAGCCCCAAGUGCAGUUCAAGCUCGUAUUGGUUGGUGACGGCGGUACUGGGAAAACUACAUUUGUGAAACGCCAUCUGACUGGUGAAUUUGAGAAGUAUGUAGCCACCUUGGGCGUUGAGGUCCAUCCCCUUGUGUUGCAUACCAACAGGGGACCCAUUAAGUUCAACGUAUGGGAUACAGCUGGCCAGGAGAAAUUUGGUGGACUGAGAGAUGGCUAUUACAUCCAAGCUCAGUGUACCAUCAUAAUGUUUGAUGUAACAUCGAGGGUUACUUACAAGAAUGUGCCUAACUGGCAUAGAGGUCUGGUACGAGUGUGUGAGAACAUCCCCAUCGUGUUGUGUGGCAACAAAGUGGAUAUUAAGGACAGAAAGGUUAAGGCAAAGUCGAUUGUCUUCCACCAAAAGAAGAAUCUUCAGUACUAUGACAUCUCUGCCAAAAGUAACUACAAUUUUGAAAAGCCCUUCCUCUGGCUUGCUAGAAAACCGAUCGGAGACCCUAACUCGGAGUUCGUCGCCAUGCCUGCUCUCGCCCCAGCAGAGGGGGUCAUGGACCCAGUGUUGGCAGCGCAGUACGAGCACGAUCUAGAGGUUGCUCAGACAACUGCCCUCCCGGAUGAACAUGAUGACCUGUGAGAAAAGUGAAGCUGGAGCCCAGCGUCAGAAGUCUAGUUUUAUAGGCAACUGUCCCGUGAUGUCAGUGGUGCAGCAUGUUUGCCACUUUAUUACAUAGCUAAGCAGAACAUGUGCUUAAUGUUUGGGAUGCUGAAGGAGAUGAAUGGGCUUUGGAGUGAAUGUGG
Globicephala melas (long-finned pilot whale) is the source of this 847-nucleotide messenger RNA. Its product is annotated as GTP-binding nuclear protein Ran-like. The record is from RefSeq and is a predicted model, not a curated record. Gene Ontology annotation, biological process: protein import into nucleus; ribosomal subunit export from nucleus. Gene Ontology annotation, cellular component: nucleus; cytoplasm. Gene Ontology annotation, molecular function: GTPase activity; GTP binding. Lineage: Eukaryota; Metazoa; Chordata; Mammalia; Artiodactyla; Delphinidae.